This is a messenger RNA of Girardinichthys multiradiatus, 1982 nucleotides long. Its product is annotated as metalloreductase STEAP4-like. The record is from RefSeq and is a predicted model, not a curated record. Gene Ontology annotation, molecular function: cupric reductase (NADH) activity; ferric-chelate reductase (NADPH) activity. The coding region runs from base 1 to 1446 and encodes 481 amino acids. Lineage: Eukaryota; Metazoa; Chordata; Actinopteri; Cyprinodontiformes; Goodeidae. The transcript has 9 exons. Gene Ontology annotation, cellular component: endosome; plasma membrane. Gene Ontology annotation, biological process: copper ion import.
AUGAGCAUUGUAAGAGGCACAUCAGAGGACAUGAAGCAAAGCUGUGGAUCGCUGCAUCCUCUGGAUAAGGCAGCUUUCCCUGAGCCAGAGCCGCUGUGUAUAUUUGGAACCGGGGACCUGGGGCGCUCACUGGGCCUCCGUCUGCUCCAGUCUGGCUACAGAGUAGUGUACGGCAGCAGAAGACCACACAGUUGCAGCCCUUUGCCGCAGGGAGCUGAGGUGAUGACCCAUGCACAAGCAGCCCAAUCUGCUAACCUGAUCUUUAUUUGUGUUCAUCGUGAACACUAUGACUUCAUGAAAACAAUGGAACAUCAUCUUAUAGGGAAGGUGUUGGUGGAUCUCAGUAACAACCUGAAGAAAGACAUUUACCCAGAAGCCAAUGCUGUCUACUUACAGAGGUUGCUCCCCGAAGCUUCUGUGGUGAAAGGUCUUAACACACUGUCUGCUUGGGCCCUGCAGAAUGGACUUUUAGCAGGGAAACAGGUAUACCUGUGUGGAGAAAGUGGAGAAGCAAAGUAUGCAGUAUCACAGAUGGCUACCAAACUGGGCCUCACUGUUCUGGAUAAAGGGUCUCUGUCAGCAGCUAGAGAAUUAGAGGACUUCCCCCUGAAAUUGUUCCCGGAGUGGAGGCUGCCUUUGUCCAUAGCUGUGGGCAUCACAGCCUUCUUCUUCUUCUACCUAUUCAUUAGAGAUGUUAUCUAUGCAUAUGUUGAAGAGAAGACCGAGAUCUCAUACCGAAUUAUGGUGUCUCUGGCCAACAAGGUGUUUCCAAUUGUGGCCCUCAUUAUGUUGUCUCUGUGUUACCUGCCCGGUGUUAUAGCUGCUUUUUUUCAACUCUACAGAGGGACCAAAUACAGGCGUUUCCCUAACUGGCUGGACUGCUGGAUGCUUUGCAGGAAGCAGAUGGGUCUUGUUGCACUCGGCUAUGCUUUUCUGCAUGCCAUCUACACAUUCAUCAUUCCUAUUCGCUAUGCUUUCAGGCACAAAUUCAUCUCGGAGGUGGUGGAUGAGAUAAAGAACAAUAACAUAACCCCAUUCUACUUUGAUAAUACCAAGGCAUGGGGCGCAGAUUCAUUUUUAUCACUGGGAAUCCUGGGAUUUUUUCUUUUUAUCCUGUUAGGACUAACAUCGCUGCCCUCUGUGGGAGGCUCCCUCAGCUGGAGAGAAUUCAGCUUUAUUCAGUCCAAACUGGGACAUCUCACUCUGUUCAUUUGCACAGCUCAUGGCUACAUCUAUGGCUGGAAUAAAUUUCUUCUCCCCUCAAACUACAAAUGGUACACACCUCCAGGCUACAUGCUCUGUCUGAUAGUACCUUCUGUGGUGCUGGUGCUCAAGCUACUUCUUCUCCUUCCCUGCGUGGACCGCACACUUACCCGAAUUCGACAAGGCUGGGAGAGGAGUCAGCCAAAGGAGGAGAUGGUUGAAAUAAAGGCCACAAACCUCUGAACUUUGUUCUUAAAAGGCAGAGUAGAUACAAGUUACUAGGAGUUCCUUUCACUUGUUAAUUCAAACAUCCACAUUUCCCUUCAAAUUACUCAUGAACAGUUUUUGCUAGAAAAUAUUUUCAAUGUGUGCAUAGUUAUAAAUUUUUUGUUGACAAGCAAUAAAUUCUCAGAGCGAGAAGACUAAAGUUAGACAACUAAAGUUAGACAAACAAAAUACAUUACCUUGGCAGGUUGUUUCUUCUCAUUUAUCUUAGCAUUCCUCUUCGGAAAAAAAUGUAAAACAUAUGAAAUAAAAGUAAUCAGUAUCUUCUCUGAAAGUCACACAGAAAUAAGUAGAACUUUCUAGUUUCCACCCUUUUUCUCUAAGAAUUGCAGGUUUAUCCUUGGUGGUAAAUAAAAUAAAUGUUGUUGAAAAGUGCCUCUGAUUAACAUGAAAACAAAGGUAAAAGUAAAGUUAAAAGGGCCAAAUAGUCCCAGAUAAGUACGCCACUGUAUCAGGGCUCCAGAUCCAAGAAUCACUGUGUCUUGAUCCUGUUA